AUGGAUAUGUCCCGUAUAGAGACUAAAAUCGCAGCGAUGCUGAAGGACGGAGCAGUGGACGGACGGCAGCGGCGUUUGUGUUGUUACACAGUGUUUGAGGAGGCAUGUGAAAGCAUAACCCAAAUGUCUUUUUUUGAGCCGACCAAGGAUGGUACGGGGAAAUGGGACAAAAUCCCCGCAGAUCGAGAUUCUAGCGAGAAGGACAACCGUCUGAACCGGGCUCGAACCGCUCGUAAUAAAUGUCCACCACCAACCACCCGGUUGCUUCGCCCAUUGAUAAGUUGGGACAGUUCAACCGAAUCGUCAAGUGCACCGUCGGAUCAAACUCGAAACAAUAUUGAAACAGAACACCCACAUUCGAAGUCGAAACCAGAGGUCAAACAAGCACUGUUCUCGCAUUAUUCCGUGACCCGAAUGGAUACGGACGAAACACCACCGUACUUUUACGACCAACCUCCGCCACCGGUUGUUCGACAGACAUUUGAUCUGAAUCCAAACUACAAGAUCUAUAUGCCGGAAGAAAGCAGCUACACCGCACAAUUGCUUCCCCCGUUGAUUGACCAAGAACGUAUUCCGCACUACAUAAGAUCACAUUACGGCGAUCCUCCACCGUAUUCGACUUUGUGGAAAUGA
Messenger RNA from Echinostoma caproni, 633 nucleotides. NCBI's taxonomy places the organism in Eukaryota, Metazoa, Platyhelminthes, Trematoda, Plagiorchiida, Echinostomatidae. The record is from the annotation of a GenBank genome assembly.